ACUAAUAUCCAGAAAGGUACCAGCGUGAGCGAGAAGAAGAACCUCGAGAGCGUCGUCGAGACUAUUGGGAGCGAGGUCGUUGUUUUAGACUGUGCGCGUCGUUCGUCGCAGCUGUGAGUGUGGAGGUUGAAAAUGUCAGGCCUCUUCGCUAUCGGAGCCCGUGCCGUCCUCAUCCAUGGAAGCAAGCUGAACAUCCUCGAUCGCCGCAAUUUUCCUCAGCAAUUUCCUCCCCAGCAGCAGCAGCAGCGAGUGAAGACGAGUAAUGGUUAGGAGGCGCGUCGUGCCCCCUCAGAUGCAAGCUCUGAAAGGGGCUCAGCGGGAUGCCAAGGAGGACGAGUGGGGCUCAGCGGGAUGUUUUCAACAUCGUGACAGUGAAUUCGUCAAACCUAUCUAGCUGAGAUGAAGCGAAUGGAACUCAUGAGUAGUAUGGCAAACGAGCUGCAAGCGCCUUGAGAGAAACUUCAAGACUUUUCUUCGGCGGUUAGAGUGUUCAACUUGGGCAUCAUGCUCUUUCCAUCUCUAAGGCGAGAUCUCAAACCUUGUCCGAUUCUUAUCCACUCUGAGACACAAUUCAGCAAUUUGUCUGUGACGUGUGGGUUUGCACUGCCGUCAUUGCUGCUCAUUACGCACGAUUCUUAUAUCCCUCGCUCUUCAACUCGACUCGAUAAUACCACUGUCAACAGAUCCCCAAUCUACCAGCUUGGCGACAGCUGCUAGGAACGCGAUAAGCGUGUCGAAUGCAGCGAUAUCUUCUCCUUUAAUCAGGUGGCUGCGAUUCUUCUUUUGGCCAACCGUGAAGCAUCUGAGAUGACUGCCAGCGCUUGCUUCAACUGCCAACAUAGCCGUUAAUGAUCCGAUGUUAGCUACUUUCAAAAUUUAGAAGAUUGUAGUAUACAGAUUUAAAAAUGGUCGAAUACACAAAGAGUCUCUGUUCAAUUACUCAGCGAUUACUAUGGCCUUAGUACCAUUGUUACUUAUGUAAUAGCAGGACGCAAGAUUGUUGCUACACAUCAUAAGUAUGAUAUGAGAUAAAUAUAACCGGACCUUCGGUACCGUGGAUAAAUUGUGGGAGAGGCUUCACACGUACAAGCCCGCACGUCGUUGUUUAGACCCACACUGAAAUGAAAUAGAUUUCCGGAUUUUACUC
Molecule: messenger RNA, 1147 nt
Organism: Marchantia polymorpha subsp. ruderalis
Lineage: Eukaryota; Viridiplantae; Streptophyta; Marchantiopsida; Marchantiales; Marchantiaceae
Source: the annotation of a GenBank genome assembly